CACACUUUAGCUGUGCUCUGUAACCAUUGCACAGGGGCUGGGGAAGUACAUUUCCCCAAAGGCCGAAAUGGCAGAGUGUCAAAAUCCCUCUCUCCACCAGGAGCACGGAUAAACCCUGAGCAUUAUGGGCCUUACUGCAAACGCAUUCCUGAUUCCUCAAGAAAAUGUUUGUUCUCCUGGAUUAAAGGUUAGUUAUUUUCCCUUUGGCUUUGAGGUAACAUUGAUUCUUUUGCUGAAUUGCACAUUCUUUUGACAGGUCACCAGAUAUUGAAUAAUUCUGAUUAAGAUAAAACCAAAGAAAAUAUUUGAAUUGCGCUUCAUUAACGGUGGAUAUACGUCAUGUUGACAAACUCUUGAAAGCAGCAGCCACCGUAAAAGUCUCCUCAGCGUCUUUCAUUUGUCGCUGCUAAGGAUUCAGAAGAUAACGGUGUAGUGACAACUAGGAAGUAAAGUUUAGUUGAGGGGUGGCAAAAGCAGCAAUAGAGCGCGGAGGGCGGAGAAAUACUAAACGAAGCAGACGAACAAACGGGAAGUAGCGCCAGCCCCCCUGAAUGGGAAGUGUCUUCAAAAGGUCCAGGGACUGUGCAAGAAUACAGAAAACAAAAGUCUUCUUCCUGCUGGCUGUCUGAUCUCCAUGGGCCGUCAUGUCAGGGAAUAACAGCAUUGCCCACGCCAGGAAGCUGGUGGAACAGCUACGUAUUGAAGCAGGCAUUGAGCGCAUCAAGGUGUCUAAGGCAGCAGCAGACCUGAUGCAAUACUGUGAGCUGCACGGACGCAGUGACCCUCUCCUGGUGGGGGUGCCAACCUCUGAGAACCCCUUCAAAGACAAGAAGCCCUGUAGCAUCCUCUAGCCUUCUGCCAGCCUCCCCGUACUGAGCCCUCACCCUCAUCCUGUGCCCUCGCCAAGUGCCCUCACCCUCAUCC
Molecule: messenger RNA, 924 nt
Organism: Clupea harengus (Atlantic herring)
Lineage: Eukaryota; Metazoa; Chordata; Actinopteri; Clupeiformes; Clupeidae
Product: guanine nucleotide-binding protein G(I)/G(S)/G(O) subunit gamma-7
Biological process (GO): G protein-coupled receptor signaling pathway
Cellular component (GO): heterotrimeric G-protein complex
Molecular function (GO): G-protein beta-subunit binding
Source: RefSeq, a predicted model, not a curated record